This is a messenger RNA of Soboliphyme baturini, 516 nucleotides long. NCBI's taxonomy places the organism in Eukaryota, Metazoa, Nematoda, Enoplea, Dioctophymatida, Soboliphymatidae. The record is from the annotation of a GenBank genome assembly.
AUGCUCAGCACAAUGAUUGCUCAGGUGAAGUCAGUACUUUCCAGUGAGCAGAAAAAAGCUGACUUCAAACCAGAGGUGGAAAAUGUGUCUGAGAUUCCCCUUUGUUCUCAUGCUUGCUCCAUGGUGUGCAAAUACAUGAACAAACAGAUCGAUCUGAUCCGUGACUGUCUUGAUGGUGGAAAUUUGGAGGUGGUUUUGACGGAACUGAGUCUUCGCUUUCAUCGCGCUAUUGUCGACAACAUUUACCAGUUUCAGUACAGUUCACAAGGAGCUAUGCUUCUACUGUGCGACAUCGGUGAGUACAGAAAAGUUGUCACCGGCCUCGAGCUUCCGUUCGUGUCAAAAUUGUUCGAAGCAUUAAAUGCGCUAUGCAAUUUGUUGAUAGUUUCCCCGGACAAUCUCGCUUCGGCAUGUUGUUCCGGAAUGCUGGGAGACGUUGAACGAACGGUAGUAGUAGGAUUCGUACAGCUGCGAGCGGACUACAAGACAGCAAAAUUGAAUAUCGACUUUCAAUAG